This is a messenger RNA of Mirounga angustirostris (Northern elephant seal), 2719 nucleotides long. It is a transcript of the gene TMEM266, whose product is annotated as transmembrane protein 266. The transcript has 13 exons. The record is from RefSeq and is a predicted model, not a curated record. Gene Ontology annotation, molecular function: voltage-gated channel activity. Lineage: Eukaryota; Metazoa; Chordata; Mammalia; Carnivora; Phocidae. Bases 417 to 2114 code for a protein of 565 amino acids. Gene Ontology annotation, cellular component: dendrite; plasma membrane.
GGGGGGCGGACAGGGGAGCCCCGGGAGCGCGAGCUGCGGCCGGCGCCGCUGCAGAGCCGAGCGAAUCCCGAGCCCAGGCAGCAGGAGUUGGCAUGCAAGCUGGAGCUGCAGCAGCGAUUCUGCAACCACAAGGCAAUAAGUGUGAGUAAUGCAUCACACAGAGGACUGGGGAAGGAUCACCUUGAGUCCUUGGUGAUAUCUCAGAGCCACUGCCUCCAGGCUUAUUCCUAGGAAACUACCAUCCCGCUUACAGGGAGUCUGCUCCUUCACUCAACUCCUGCUGGAUGAAUUUAAAUCCAUGAUGCUGUGGAAAGUUAAAAAAAAAAAAUACCUCAUUGAUCGAGUUUGGAAGAUAACAAGAUACCAAUUAACUAACUUUUGAAAAUCAGUAAAUAAAAAGAAAAGUACCAUUUUGUAUGUCUUGUAAGAACUCACACUUAGAAAUGCUGACGGCAGGCUUCAAGACGGCUGAGCCCCAGGAGACACUAAGAAAACCCAUGGCUCUGGUUGCAUCUUUCAACAUGACCAAUCCACAGCCUGCCAUAGAAGGAGGAAUUUCUGAAGUUGAGAUCAUCUCCCAACAAGUAGAUGAAGAAACCAAGAGCAUUGCUCCCGUGCAGCUGGUGAACUUUGCCUAUCGUGACCUGCCCCUGGCUGCGGUCGACCUCUCCACGGCGGGUUCGCAACUCCUGUCAAAUCUGGACGAAGAUUACCAAAGAGAAGGGUCUACCUGGCUGAAGCCGUGCUGUGGGAAGAGAGCAGCCGUGUGGCAGGUAUUUUUGCUCAGUGCGAGUCUCAACAGUUUCCUGGUAGCCUGUGUAAUAUUGGUGGUGAUUCUCCUGACUCUGGAACUUCUAAUAGAUAUAAAGCUUCUCCAGUUUUCCAGCGCAUUCCAAUUUGCCGGCAUAAUUCACUGGAUCAGUCUGGUCAUUCUUUCUGUGUUCUUCUCAGAGACUGUUCUGCGGAUUGUGGUGCUUGGGAUCUGGGAUUAUAUUGAAAACAAAAUCGAGGUGUUUGACGGGGCUGUGAUCAUCCUGUCCUUAGCCCCAAUGGUGGCGUCCACUGUGGCCAAUGGGCCCAGGAGCCCCUGGGAUGCCAUCAGCCUCAUUAUCAUGCUCCGGAUCUGGCGGGUGAAGAGGGUCAUUGAUGCCUACGUCCUGCCGGUGAAGGUGGAGAUGGAGAUGGUCAUCCAGCAGUACGAGAAGGCCAAGGUCAUCCAAGAUGAGCAGCUGGAGAGACUGACGCAGAUCUGUCAGGAGCAAGGGUUUGAGAUCCGGCAGCUGCGGGCGCACCUGGCGCAGCAGGACCUGGACCUGGCUGCGGAGCGCGAGGCGGCGCUGCAGGCCCCUCACGUGCUCAGCCAGCCGCGCAGCCGCUACAAGGUGGUGGAGGCCGGCACGUGGGCCGAGGAGACGGCCACCGAGAGCGUCGUGGAGGAGCUGCAGCCCUCGCCAGGUGCCGCCGUGAGAGACGACAUGAACAGCUACGUCAGCCAGUACUACAACGGGCCCAGCAGUGACAGUGGUGCCCCAGAGCCAGCCGUAUGCGUAGUCACCACAGCCGCCGUUGACAUCCACCGGCCCGAUCUCUCCUCGGACCUCUGCUUGGUCGACGUGGCCCUGAAGCCCAGCAGCAGUGGCACGUGUGCCAGUGCCACGUCCGAGAGCGCCUCCCACUCAACUUGCAGCUCUGUCACCCGGGCCCAGAGUGACAGCAGCCAGACGCUGGGCUCCUCCACAGACUGCAGCACCGGCCGCAAGGAGCCAUCCUCAGAGCCCGGCCCCUCUCCUCGGCCACUGCCGCCACCACCCCAGCAGCAGAUGGCAGAGGCCGCGGUCCAGGACCUGCUGUCCUCCCUGUCGGAGGACCCCUGCCCGUCCCAGGGGGCCUUGGACCCAGCCCCUCUCACCUGGCCCAGCCCCACGGGCUCGGCCCAAAGCAGCCCUGAGCUGGAGCCCAGGGUAAGUCUUUUCAACCAGAAGAAUCAGGAGGGCUUCACAGUCUUUCAGAUCAAGCCUGUCAUCCACUUCCAGCCUGCUGCACCCAUGCUGGAGGAGAAGUUCAGAUCUUUGGAAUCCAAAGAGCAGAAGUUGCACAGGGUCCCUGAAGCCUAGAGCCUCCAGCUGGGCUGGGUGGGAGGAGGGCCAAGAGCUAUCUGGAUGCUCUCCGAGGGCCCCGGAGGCCACGGGGGGCCACACGCAGGGCCUCCCCCAGGGUGCUGCCUGCCUCCAGGGAGGUGUCACCGAGCCAGGAGGCCACAUGCCUCAGACCUCAGAGCCCAGAGUGGCGUCUCCUCGGGCCUUGCUCAGGGGAGGGUGGUGCUCAUGGCUGGGGUCUUUUUAAACCAUUUUUACAAAAACCAGCCUGUGGCCCAGCUUCAGCAGGGUAGAGCGCAGGGACCAGCCCAGCCUCUUCGUGGCCUUCGUCCCUGGCGCCCACCCUGAAGCCCUGGGAAGAGCACUGUGAGCAGGGGCUAUCUAGCCCCACCCCCAGCCGUCUCGUCUUUUCCCGGAAUCCGGGGUGGAGCCGACACAGUCACACAGAGACCACCAUCUGAGACCGCCAUCUGAGCCUAUUUCGUUCGUCCUCAUUCUCUCCUUCGGCAUGAGCAUCUCUGAGUCUUUUCCAGACAGAUCUAGUUUUCACCUUCACAGGACAUAAUGGGAUGAAUCUGGAGGUGGGUGGGAGGGCCAUGGUGGGGUGCAGGGACAGCCGUUUU